AAUACGCAUGCGUAAGAAAUUCUACGUCGUCAAAUCAUAAAUUCAAACUGGACGGCGGUUAAAAAGCUGUAGAGUAAAUAAAAUACUACACAAUUUCAGAGAUAGCGUAACAAUUGCAGUUAUGACGAGCACACUAAAAGGAAUCACAUUGAAAGGAAGCGCUGAGCUUGUUGCCGAGUUUUUCUCAUUCGGAAUUAAUAGCAUCUUGUACCAGCGAGGGAUUUAUCCCCCAGAGACCUUCUCCCGAGUCACCCAAUACGACAUGAGCCUUCAACUCACCACUGACACAAAGCUGAAAAAUUACUUGGCCAACGUCGUAUCUCAACUCAAAGAGUGGCUGUUUGACUGCACGGUCCAGAAGCUGGUGCUAGUAAUCACAUGCCUGGAAACCAACGAGGUCCUGGAGCGCUGGCAGUUUGACAUAGCAUGUGACAAGACCGCCAAGGAGAGCAGCGCUCCCAGGGACAAGUCCAUCAAGUCCAUCCAGGAGGAGAUUAGAUCUGUCAUCAGACAGAUUACAGCCUCUGUGACCUUCCUGCCACUGCUGGAGACUGCGUGUUCUUUUGACCUCCUCGUCUACACCGACAAAGACCUGGAGGUGCCCGAUAAGUGGGAGGAGUCAGGUCCCCAGAUCAUCGACCAAUCGGAGGUGGUUCGGCUGCGCUCCUUCACCACCUCCAUCCACAAGGUCAACAGCAUGGUGGCCUAUAAGAGGUCUGACUUCUAGCCUAGGACCCUGACCUCUGACCUACAACCCUGUACAUACUUACCUCUCAGUGCCUCCCCUGCUGCAUAGUGUUUUAGGGCAACCGAUGGCGACAAAUGUCGAACGCAUAAAGUGGUGGACAUACAACCUUCAAUCCUAAACAAACCCGGAGAAGCUGUUGUGCCAUGGAUGUGUAAACGGCUCUCGUUGUUAUUUGUAGUUGGUCGGUCCGUGCUGCCUUGUUGAUUCCUUCAAACACUGACAAUGGCCAUGAAACCUGAUGUUACCUCUUCUGCUCUCAUCUCUCUCUUUUUCCUACCUUUACCAUUUUUAUUCUGUCCUUUAUUGAGAACGCCAUGUCCUUCCUGGCUCACUGAUGUAAAUAUUGCCUGUUAGUGUAUAUUAUUGCAUUUUGGUACAAUACACUUAUAUGCCUCCAUGUUUUAGUAGUUCAUGUGUUGUGUUUUAAAGUUCUCAAAAUAAAUGGUAUUACGUCCAUG
Messenger RNA from Esox lucius (northern pike), 1206 nucleotides. It is a transcript of the gene mad2l1, whose product is annotated as MAD2 mitotic arrest deficient-like 1 (yeast). Gene Ontology annotation, biological process: mitotic spindle assembly checkpoint signaling. NCBI's taxonomy places the organism in Eukaryota, Metazoa, Chordata, Actinopteri, Esociformes, Esocidae. Bases 122 to 727 code for a protein of 201 amino acids. The record is from RefSeq and is a predicted model, not a curated record. The transcript is spliced from 5 exons. Gene Ontology annotation, cellular component: nucleoplasm; cytoplasm; kinetochore.